Molecule: messenger RNA, 2026 nt
Organism: Corylus avellana
Lineage: Eukaryota; Viridiplantae; Streptophyta; Magnoliopsida; Fagales; Betulaceae
Product: DEA(D/H)-box RNA helicase family protein
Molecular function (GO): ATP binding; nucleic acid binding
Source: RefSeq, a predicted model, not a curated record
GGUCUUGACUCUCGAGUGACCCACGCCCACGAUUGAAAGGGUUUAUGCUUAAACCCUAAACCCUAUCCCUUCCCUCCACUCAAAAACUGAAACCCAAAAAGGGCAAUCAUUUUCCGCCUUCAAUCCCACGAUUGAAAGCCCAAUAAUGCUUCUCUAUCGCUCAGCUUCCCUGCUCCCUCCCUACGAACUCUUAUCCCCGCCUAAACUCCUCUCCCAAUUCAGGCACGCACACUCAUUUCUCUUCAAUCCCUCGCGCUCUUCCUCUUCUUUGCACUUUUGGCUGAACCCGCCGCGCCGUAGACCAGCUAGGGCUUUUGCGACCGCCGCCGUUGCGGAAAGGAAGGGAACCGAUACUUUCUAUGCCGACGAAGACGUUUCGUGGAUUUCGCUCGGCGUUUCCGAUAGGCUUUCUCGGGCUCUCUACAACGCCGGCAUCGAUAGGCCUUCUCUGACUCAGGCCGCUUGUGUACCGGCUAUACUUUCGAGAAAGGAUGUGGUAGUGGCUGCGGAGACGGGUAGCGGUAAAACACAUGGAUAUUUGGUUCCCCUAAUUGAAAGGCUGUGUGCUGUAUCUGAUGAUUCUGCGGAAACCGUUUCUGAUCAAGAAUCGACACCUUUGCGAAGGCUUUGUCUUGUUCUGUGCCCAAAUGUGCUGCUUUGCGAGCAAGUGGUUCGGAUGGCCAAUGGUCUUUGUGGUGAUGAUGGUGAACCACUUCUCAGAGUUGCAUCUGUCUGCGGUAGACAGGGAUGGCCAGUUAACAAGCCUGAUAUUGUUGUGUCCACCCCAGCUGCCCUUCUGAAUAAUAUUGACCCGAACAAACCCCGUCGUUUGGAGUUUCUACGUGGCGUGAAAUAUGUGGUGUUUGAUGAGGCAGAUAUGCUUCUCUGUGGGGGCUUCCAGAAUAAAGUUAUUCGUCUAAUAAACAUGCUCCGCUUUGAUGAAAAGCUAUUAUCUCGGUCAAAAGAAUCUGUAUCUGAGUUGCCAAUGGAAUUGGAAUCUGAGCAUUCAUCAAACUUUACUUUAGACAACAAAGAAGACGUACAAACUGAAAUCAUAUCAGAAGGGGAGGAAGAUUCUGGGGAUGUUGAUGACUUAGCAGAGGAUGUUGAUGACUUAGCAGAGGAUGUUGAAGCUGUGUCAAAUGAAAGAAAAGACUGGAGGAGAGUGAGAAAAAAUUAUGAGCGCAGUAAACAGUAUAUUUUUGUUGCAGCCACCCUUCCAGUAAAUGGAAAGAAAACUGCUGGGGCAGUGUUGAAAAAGAUGUUUCCAAAUGCCAAUUGGGUUAGUGGAAAUUACCUCCAUUGUCACAAUCCCAGAUUGAAGCAGAGGUGGGUUGAAGUUACACUUGAGACUCAGGUGGAUGAACUCAUAAAGGCUGUGAAUCAAGGUUUUAAAGCUGGUGAUUGCCGAACCAUGGUGUUUGCAAACACUGUUGAGGCCGUUGAAGCAGUUGCAAAUGUAUUGCUGAAAGCUGGGAUUGACUGUUACCGUUAUCAUAAGAAUUUUUCCUUGGAGGAGCGUACACAGACGUUAGCUGAUUUCCAAGAGAAAGGUGGUAUUAUUGUGUGCACUGAUGCUGCUGCACGUGGUGUUGACAUACCAAAUGUCUCGCAUGUUAUUCAGGCAGACUUUGCUACUUCUGCUGUGGAUUUUUUGCAUAGGGUUGGUCGCACUGCUAGAGCUGGUCAAUUUGGACUUGUCACUAGCCUGUACACUGAAUCCAAUCGGGAUCUUGUUGCUGCAGUUUGUCAAGCUGGGGAUAUUGGUCAGCCUGUGGAGAGUGCAUUUAGCAGGAAAAGAAGCUUCCGCAACAAGCUUAAGAAAAGAGCAGCUUUGGACAAAGUCAGAGACUUGUCAACCGCUUAGAGAGCGUCUUUUGGCAUAAAAUGGCUAGAUUGUGAGGAACUUGGUAUGUAAAGAAGCAUAACUUGUCUUCAUUUAUACAACAGAAUCCUAGCGAUGUAAAUGGAUUGGAUUGAUCUUUUUCAAUUAUAUAUGAUCCAGUUGAUUUAUACAUGCCACAAA